Molecule: messenger RNA, 624 nt
Organism: Colletotrichum lupini
Lineage: Eukaryota; Fungi; Ascomycota; Sordariomycetes; Glomerellales; Glomerellaceae
Exons: 5
Coding region: 1-624 (207 amino acids)
Source: RefSeq, a predicted model, not a curated record
AUGACAGAUUGCAUGUCUUGUCAAGGGACAAACUCGACGAGGCGAGAUAACUGUUUCAUCAGCCUUCUCAAAAGGUCUAGUUCACCAUUCACAGACACUACCAUCAAGACUUUUUCAUCUGCCGCCCACCUCCUUCACCGUGACUUGGACUAUCACAAUAUUCCACGGCAGCGUAUGUUCCCUUCGCCCACGGUAGCGACCGAACCAAACUUCCAAGACGGCAUUAUGGGCAACCUUCCACAUGACUGGCGAGCUGGCGCUUUCAGGAACACAUCGUUCUUGGAAGAAGUGAAGAUGGAUGGCACUGAUGUCAAGCGCUCCAAUCAUAUUCCAACAUUCACACGUCUGCGUCGCCACCAUCCCGACUCGCCGGGAAUCCCAAGCCCGACACGCGAGCUGCUGAACUGCCCCCAGAACGCGCACCCAUGGCGCGGAGUACAGCAGUUCGCAUGCAUGAAUGCCGAUUCAGUCCCGGCACGUCUAUCCAACCGGAUGAGACUCGCGUGUUCGCAUCCACAAUCCUCAGUUCCACGAUUGUCUUCGUCCAAGGACCAUGCCCGGCGCGUGGUGUCCAUCGUGGGGUGUCCCCCGGACCCCCGCUCCGGCAGGGGCAUCGCCCGCUAA